This is a messenger RNA of Blastomyces gilchristii SLH14081, 2929 nucleotides long. RefSeq names its product alcohol dehydrogenase 2. The transcript has 4 exons. The record is from RefSeq and is a predicted model, not a curated record. Lineage: Eukaryota; Fungi; Ascomycota; Eurotiomycetes; Onygenales; Ajellomycetaceae. Gene Ontology annotation, molecular function: oxidoreductase activity. Bases 1395 to 2501 code for a protein of 368 amino acids.
CCAACAAUGUAAACCUCCAUGAUGUAUAAGCUUGCUUGAUUUACUGCACGUAAGGAAGAUACUUCGAGCACGUACUCUGACCCAGGCGAAGAAACCAGAUAAGCUCACCGGAAGGGAGCGGUGUAGAGUGAAGCAGUGGCCAUGGGGUUAGCGGCCGCCUGGCGGUACUCAACGUCAGAAAUGGAAUGCAGGAUGCAGAGAAACAGUUGACGUAGUAGUCAAUCACCAAGAAGGGUUGAAAAUAGUCCACGCGAUCGUUGUUUGGGUUGUUUGGGUUGUUUUGGAUCGUUUCUAUCUCGCAUGGGAGAAAUUCAUCAUGGGAGCAAACAAUGGUCAGGCAGGUUGCAAGGAGUCCAUGGCAAGUGAAAGAGCAUCGUCGAACGACAAAGUGAGGCUAUGAAUACGAUCCGCAUUCAACAAAGGGCUAACGAAGACAGCUCUCGAUCCAGGUGUUUGAUGAUUUCCAGCACCCUUCUUGGUGGGACAUUCUUGGUCGGAUCUUUCGAUAGCCCUAAAAUUAGUCAAUUGCAAAGCAUCCCCGGUUAAUGCGGAUAGAACACACUGCGUGGAAAAUGGUUCGAUAUCAAUAUUUCCCAAUGGGUAUUUGUGUGGAUGCUGUUUGUUAUGUGCGUACGUUGACCUGGUGAAGUCAGGGACAAACAAACUCAGGGGAAAUAUAACUAAUUAGGGCAGCCACGAUCAUGUGACUAGUUAAUUGCCCAUCUGCUGCUGAGGAUAAAUCAACAGUCAUUAUUGAAUGAAACCAUCCGGCAACUGUGUGCAGCCGAGCAUCCUGUUCAGGGCCUUAUGUUGAUGCCUACUUCUCGUAUCCAUUUCCCCGCAUUCUCAGGCCAGUGGAGCAAGUAAGUUCCGUGCCGAGCCAUCUGGCAAAAUCGAGAAACUGACUUUCGGCACGCAGUUGUUUGGUGUGGGGUAUUUACUUACAUCUACGAUUUUGUGAAUACGGUCGCAAUCAAAUCCUCGGCCGUAGUGUCGGUCACUGGAUUCUCAAGAUGGAGAUGGUCUCGUCAGCCAUCGUUAUCACUGGGCUUUAUCAACUUCAAUGUGGUUUUACUACUGCAUCAAAGGGUCCGGCAGCAGAUCCCCCUCACUAUUGAGGCGGGAAGGUGGCGCUCGAAAACAAAGGAUACUGCUCAAAGCCCAACCAGCCUAGGUUCUUUCUGCCGCGGCAGCAUAUGGAUCUCCUCGCUCUUCUCUUCGGUAACUCGGGACUCGAGCGAUGGUAUAAAGCUGUGAUGAGAACGUAUACACCAUAUCCACGGUCUGGAAUUAAGUCAAACUUUGCUACAGAGUUUCACAUACACAUCCUUUGAACCCCAAAGUCAACCUCAAGAUAAAACAGAUAAGAAUAGAUAGUGCCUGAACUAUCAACCAUGGGUGAAAUAGUUGCCAUUCCCACACAGGCCAAGGCCGCUGUCUAUGAUAACCCAGGAACCGUUUCAACGAAAGUCGUGACGGUUGAUGUGCCUGAGCCUGGUCCAGGAGAAGUCCUGAUUAAUCUGACUCACUCUGGAGUCUGCCACUCGGAUUAUGGAAUCAUGACCAAUAGCUGGAAAAAUCUCCCGUACCCAACACCAGCCGGCCAAGUAGGUGGUCAUGAGGGCGUUGGAAAGGUUGUCAAACUUGGUUCAGGCACAGAGGGCUCAGGAGUAAAGCUUGGAGAUCGCGUGGGUGUCAAGUGGUUACAAUAUGCUUGCGGCAGCUGUGAACCUUGCGCCGCUGGUGUUGAUGCCUGCUGCGUGAAGUCGAAAGUGUCUGGAUACUAUGCUCCAGGCACAUUCCAGCAAUACAUCACGUCACCCGCAAGCUAUGUCACUCCGAUUCCAGACUCUCUCCCCUCCGACUUGGCCGCCCCCCUCCUCUGCGCCGGAGUAACCGUCUAUUCAGGCUUUAAGCGCAGUCGUGCCAAACCGGGCGAUUGGGUCAUUAUUUCAGGCGCAGGAGGUGGCCUCGGCCAUAUUGCCUGUCAGCUCGGCAGCCGGGGUCUAGGACUCCGGAUUAUCGGCAUCGACCAUGGCAGCAAGCAAGACAUCGUGCUCGAAUCUGGCGCGGAACAUUUCAUCGACAUCACCAAGUUCACGGAUAACGAGCCCAAAGGUGGCAAGUUGGCGGAACACGUCCGAUCCCUCACCGGCGGCCUUGGCGCCCACGCCAUUCUGGUCUGUACCUCCUCGAACGCUGCGUAUGCGCAGGGGAUGUAUCUGCUUCGCAUGAACGGCGUGCUAGUCUGUGUUGGGAUACCAGAGAACGAGCCCCUUCCAAUCGGGUCAUCGUUCCCUGCAUUACUUAUCGGGAAGCAGCUGUCCGUUGUUGGGUCUGCAGUGGGAACUAAACGGGAGUCAAUUGAGACUAUGGACUUUGGGGCGCGGGGGAUUAUCAAGGUGCAUUUCCGAACGGAGAAAAUGGAUGCGCUAACGGAUGUGUUCAAGGAGAUGGAAAGGGGGGAGCUUAAGGGAAGGGUGGUGCUUGAUUUGUCUUAGCUGGGAUAUUGAAACUCUCCAAUCCUUAUAUUUGGGGGACCUGGUGUGCGCACGGAACUUAUUUUAUAUGUUGCUAAAUAGUUUUCCAGUAUACAAGAUUCCAGAGUUAUCGAUUUGAUUCCCGUUUAAUCCGUGCCCAAGAAGGGAGAGAGAAAAAAAAAUCAUAGGGAAGGCCACGGUAGGUAUAUAAAGUGCUUAAUAUAGAUUCCGUAUUAAGGUAGGUAGGAGAGCUUCACCAAAUGUACUGUACAAGACGGACCAAAAUUAGGAGGAAUUCUUUAUGGAUUAAUUAUUAGCUAGGGGAUACCGAGGAAAUAGCCUCUGUAAAUAGAAAGUAACCGGACAAUCAAAACUUGGAAAGCAGUUUAUCGCGACAUUAGACCAUUCUUUAUUCAAUAUUAGGAAUAUUAUGAGGGGAGAUGGGGGUG